AUGAAUAAUACCAGACACCAGUCUCUGUUCUUUGCCCGUCUACCGGAGCUACAGAAACUCUGUGCCACUACAGUAAUGCUGAACCCUCAGAUACUGGAGACUGAGACAAGGAGUACACAGUUAAAAGUUUGCAGACAGUUACUAUUCCUGCAUCAAGACAUCCUGUCUGCACCUGUUAUUGGAACACUAAAUCAAAUUUCAGUUGUAAUGGCGAUACCGUUUUACAAAUCAGGAAUAUGUCAAGCCUACAUAGAGAACCAAGGAGCUACCCUGGAAGCGCCACAAACAGUUAGUCCAGCCAUUCUCCAAACCUGUCUCUCCUACACACUUACAGCCAGACUUGCACCCAGGUGGAACAAGGCUGGUCAUCUCUUGGUGCAAGGAAAAGAAUUUUUGUCUCAUUCAGGAAGGCAAAAUGCAGUCAUUAUAGACCUCAAUGUGUCAGAGAGACAGCUUUGCAUCAGUGUGGAGGCUUGCUCAAUUCGGUUGCCACCCCCUCAGCUGGGAGAUUUUGAUAUUUCAGCAAACACCUUAAAGCUGUUUGACAGCAACGAAAAUACAGUGAUUCACCAGCAUUCCAUAUUAAGUAACUGGUGCUAUGUUUUGCCAAGCAUGAAAAUGGGUCAGAUCAUAAGCAUCAGCCACAUAAUUCCUCCAGAUUCUCCCUUCCAUUCAUAUAAAGAGUUUCAGAUGCACUGGAAGAAUCUGUAUGGAUAUAUUCUUCCAGAGGAUCAUAACGAGACAAAAAUAUACUUCAGUGUUUACUUCAAGCCAAUAGGAGAGAGGUUCUUCACUUACCCUUUAAGUUGCAUUCGAAGUCAGCCAGUUCAGUAUUUCCCUAGAACAGAUUCAGAAAGUGUGCUGAACUCUUUUCUUUAUGACCUGAAGCAUAAUCUUUCACAUCUAUGUGGAUUUCCAGUGAAGAUGACAAGUAAAGCACUUUAUGCUACACAAGAACUCUCCAGGGCUCCGGUGUGUGAAAUUAAAUCUAAGCACAUGAAACUGGCCGGUGAGAUGGUUUGUGUAGUGUCUCUAACGCAGGCUCCUCCAAAGAAACAGACUUUGCCUGGAAUUUCUUCACCAUGCAGUAUGGAAGGCAGCCACUGGAUGGAGCGUUUGAUCAAAGAGCCAGAAGCACACGCUUUUUCGAGUAUCAGUAGGGGUGCAGAAAAUUUUAGCAUUGAAACAACGGAGAAAUCCACGAAUAAUAAGCAAAUACCAAGAGUACCAGAGUUGCCAGUUGUGAAAUCUUUAGGAAUGCCUGUAAGGGCAGCCUUUGGACUCCCCCUGGCCAAAGAAAGCAAAAUUAUACCAAUUUUCAAAGGGAAAUUGAUGCAAAUGAAUGGAAAGACCACAAAUCAAACGGAUGGGAAGAAAAGAGAAAAUGCUGAAAGACCCUCACCAAUAAAAAUUACGGGUGUCUCAUCUUCUGUGCUGAGAGUGUGCAAGUCCAGCAUAACUGAGGUUUACAAACCCGUUCAAAAUACAUCAGUCAAAAAUGCUACUCAUAGCAGCCUACUUCCGGUAAAGAACGUGGAAACGUACCCGAAACAUGGUGUACCUGUAUUUCGGUGGAAAACAGAGUCUGGUGGACAAAUGACUAAUUCUGAUUUUUCUCAUAAUUCAACUUCGGGUGGGAAUUCAAGUGAAGUCAACCAGAAAAGGGCAAAUUCUCCUUUUCUUCGGAAUGUUGAGUCAAUGCUUCAGAAAUCGAACAUCAUAUAUCCAUCUCCUACUUCCAAUGGAAGAAGGGGAAAAAAGUUUGCAAGUCAAAAUACCACACAAGUUCUUGAGAAGCACCACCAGUCAAAGAAAGUACCUUUGCAGAUUUGUAAAUUGGAGAACGAAACGACAAAUUUUGGUUUAUCAUGGCAACAAACAAAGGGAACAAAUGAAGGAGCAAGGUUAAAUAUUCAUGAAUCUGUCUUAAAUGAUAAAAUGUACAUCACCAAAAAUGAAGAAAAAAAAGCAGCGUGCCAUUCUAAAGACUAUAUCGCUAAGACAAGCAGUCAUUCCAAAUCUAACUUUGAACAGGUGAUUACAGGGAACAAGUAUCUGACGUGUGAAACACUGACCUCAAAACCGACUUCCUCAGACAAGGAGAGUAACACGGAAGCAUCUGUAAAGAAGGGCUAUGCCAAAAGAAAACAGAAAGAAGAAGGCUCUUCAAAGUUGAAGAAAGCCAAACGAAGUAAGCCUUCUGUUUAG
Messenger RNA from Apaloderma vittatum (bar-tailed trogon), 2208 nucleotides. Its product is annotated as chromosome unknown open reading frame, human C18orf63. The record is from RefSeq and is a predicted model, not a curated record. NCBI's taxonomy places the organism in Eukaryota, Metazoa, Chordata, Aves, Trogoniformes, Trogonidae. The transcript is spliced from 13 exons. Bases 1 to 2208 code for a protein of 735 amino acids.